Molecule: messenger RNA, 2712 nt
Organism: Diprion similis
Lineage: Eukaryota; Metazoa; Arthropoda; Insecta; Hymenoptera; Diprionidae
Product: zinc finger CCHC domain-containing protein 8 homolog
Exons: 7
Coding region: 22-1953 (643 amino acids)
Cellular component (GO): catalytic step 2 spliceosome
Molecular function (GO): RNA binding
Source: RefSeq, a predicted model, not a curated record
AUAGUCAUUGAAAUUGCAAACAUGGCGUCGACUGAGAAAAUUAUUAAGUCUCGAAAACGAAAAUUACUGUUGGAUACUGACAUUUAUGAAUUAGAUCCUGAGGAUCGAUCUCCAGUUACAUCACCACCACCUGUUAUCACAAUUCCACCUUCCGACGAGGAUCUCGAUGAGUCUAACGUAAGCCAGGAAUCUGAAACAUUCGAUAACCUCUCCGGACCUGUCAACUUCGACAAAACAGUUGGUCCUGGCGUUGCCCCCGAAGGUUUCAUACUCAUCGACGAAGAUGUUGGCGUUGAUGAUACCGAUAAUUCACAGAACCAAAUGUACGAUGCAUCGUCCGAGCCAUUGAGCCCAAUUUUCAAGGUUAUGUUUAGAGACGUUGAUACUGCCAGAAAGCACAGGCAGGCCAUUGAAGCAUUUUUAUUAAGUUUGCUUUCUGCGAGUACAACAUCUAAAGGAAAGUAUGAUCCCUAUGGCUUGGUACUUGAGAUUUGGGAUCAACAUCUGGUACCGAAAGAACAAGAAGCCACCAGUUCAACAGUGCCUGAUAAUAACCGAGAAGCAGCAGAGGAUCAACUUUUUGUGAUUGAUACCAAGCCUAAAUUAAAAGAUGAUUUAGACAUUCCUACCUACGGAAAGAAAUUCGAAAGAGUAUUAGAAAAACAAACCGAGAAGAUUGUGGCAAACCUACCUGAAGAUCGCGCUCCAAAGUUGUCAUGUUUCAACUGCUUAGGCAAUCAUAAUUUACGUGAUUGUACCAAGCCGCGCAAUUAUGCCAAUAUAAACAGGAAUCGGAAGGAGUUUACUGCAAACAUGAAGCCUAGAAAUGGAAGAUAUCACUUAGAGGAUGAACAAAAAUUUGGACAUUUUGUGCCAGGGCAUCUGAGUAAAAACCUUCGAAAAGCUUUGGGGCUUAGAGACAAUGAACUACCUAGACAUAUUUACAGCAUGAGAUUACUUGGCUACCCUCCAGGGUGGAUGGAGGAAGCUCGGGUUCAACACUCUGGAUUGACGCUGUUUAAUUCAGAAGGGAAUGCAGAUCUUGAUCCCACUGACGAAGAAGGAGAAAUUAUUGUCGCUGGAGAAAAAGAUGAAUUUGACAUCAAGAAAAUAUAUGACUUUCCAGGAUUUAAUGUUAUUCCUCCUCACGGUACACGGGAUGAAUACAAGUAUUAUAGAACACCACGAAUGCAAGAAAUGCAUAGCAAGGAGGUCAUGCUUUCAAGACUGAGUGGUAGAAAAGUGCAGGAGGGUUAUCAGAGAAAGAAAAUGAAAGUAAACAGAUCUGGAACUGUGGAAAACACAUCUACUUCUCCUACUGAAAUGGAGGUUGCGGAUAUAGAAGAUGCCGUGGUUGAAACUUUGGCAGUGAAAGAAUUAUUCAUCCCGCCAUUACCUACAGACACACCUCCCAAGCCCGCUGAACCACCUGCAGCACCAGAAAACUCUGAUAGUCAGUCGCAAAAGCCACCAUCUCCUAAGUCCACGAAACAAAAUACGGUGCAGUCUUCGCGAGCAGAUUCGCCAUCGCUAUCUGAUUUAGAGAUAGCGAAAAAACAACUCCUAGCUGAGUUGGAUGAACCCGAGAUAUCAUCGGAUCGAGGAAAAUCUCUGAAUGCUGGAGAAUCGAGUACUAUUUCAAAUCAUUCUGAUAGUACCGGAAUGCCGCCUCCGUGUAGUACAGAAAGUACACCCCAGUCGACUCGAAUACAGAACAGGGAAAAUAACUCUUAUUCAAGUAAUACGGGUAUAGUGAAAUCCAUAGAUCUGGGUACCCCUGUUCUACAGAGUACAUCACCGUACAACAGGCUACCGUCGUCGGAAAAAUUUUCAAAAGACAUUUGUGACGUAUUAAAUUUUGAAAAUCUGCCUGAUUCAACAGGUAAGUAUGAAAAAAUGAGCGAGAUUAUUCAAAAAGUACGUGGUACGGUGUCAAGGUUGCAACAGGAAUGAUUGUUAGAAUAUUAAGGAAAUGUUCAGUCUGUGCAUUACAUUUCUCUGUCUGGAAGUUCACGUUUAGAAGUCUAAAAUAAAUAAUUGAAAUUAUAUAAUAAUUUCUUAAAGUACAUAAGAAUUAUUCUUAUACGAUUCAAACGAAAUGACAAUAGCUUAUGAAUAUUAUAAUUUUAAAGUAUGUAAAAUAUCCUUUAAUUGUGUACAUGAGGUUUUACUACUUAUAAAUAGCGAUGCAAAAUUAUUACAUAUGAAUGGCAACUGAAAAUGUCAGAAAAAUUCUUGUUACCUUAUAACAUUAGGUAAGUCUGACGAUAAUUUCGGAGAAUGAAUAAUUUAUCCGAUUUGUCAGUAAAUUGGGUACAUGGAAUGGUCAAUGGAUUGUGGUAUACAUAAUGCAAACGAUAUUGAAAGUGACAAAGUUCGUAAGAACAUAUAGAUCCCAUUACGUCCUUGAAUUUUAAAUAUAUAGUGUGAACAAAAAAUUCAUAAAAGUUAGGUCUGGAGUAGUAUUUAGCAAUACCAGAAAAAUAUUGCUCAACUAAUUCUGUUAGUACAAUAAGAUUUUGAACGCGUAACAUUUUGAAGAAACUUGCAAGGAGUCCCUGGAUUGAUCAAGAAAUGACUCAACAAAAUUUUCAAUCUAUAAGUUGUAAUAGAUUUUAUACACGUGUGUAUUGUUACUGUACAGAAUAUCUUUCAUAGAUAAAUUACAAUUACUCGUAUUUUCCAAUUGAAAAAUAAAACAGAAUUUAUUAA